GUUGGGCUCUAGUAAUUCUUUCAUCGUUUUAGGAUUCAAGCUACUCCAUUACUACGGAGUCUCUUCAUUCUACUUGGAAGCUCAGAAUUUUGAAACGAUCGGACGGUGGUGGGUGAUGGAGAACGCUGACGUGUUCCUGGGUUUGCACGACUUUCUGGAGCGCAUGCGACAACCCUCCGCCGCCGAUCUCGUCAAAUCCAUCAAAAGUUUUAUUGUCUCAUGUUCAAACAAUGCUCCCGAUCCAGAGAAGGACAGUGCAGCGGUACAGGAGUUCCUUGCCAAAAUGGAAUCAGCUUUCAGGGCUCAUCCACUUUGGGCUGGUUGCUCAGAUGAGGAGCUGGAGAGUGCUGGUGAGGGACUGGAGAAGUAUGUCAUGACGAAGUUAUUUACUCGUGUAUUUGCUUCACAUCCAGAUGAUUUAAAACUUGAUGACCAACUUUAUGAGAAGAUAUCUUUGAUUCAACAAUUCAUUCAACCAGAAAAUUUGGAUAUUAAACCAUCCUUUCAAAAUGAAACAUCAUGGCUACUUGCACAGAAAGAACUGCAGAAGAUCAAUAUGUACAAGGCACCAAGAGACAAGCUUGUCUGUAUCCUCAAUUGUUGCAGGGUUAUCAGUAACUUACUGCUUAAUGCUUCUAUUGCUUCAAAUGAGAAUCCCCCUGGAGCUGACGAAUUUCUUCCUGUCCUGAUUUUUGUUACUCUAAAGGCAAACCCUCCACAACUGCACUCAAAUCUGUUGUAUAUUCAAAGGUACAGGAAUCAGUCUCGACUAGUUGCAGAAUCAGCAUAUUUUUUCACUAACAUGCUCUCGGCUGAGUCCUUCAUGUCUAACAUUGAUGCAAAGGCUCUUUCAAUGGAUGAAACUGAGUUUGAAAAGAACAUGGAAUCUGCUCGAGCACUUCUUUCCGGGCUUUCAACUGGUUUAGAUGGUCAGUAUGAUCAAAGUGAUAGAAAUGCAGCAGAUGUGUCUAUCGCUGAAUCCAUGGAAUCUAAACAUCAGUCUUUGCAUGUUAAGGAUAGGGACUCCACAUUUCGACCAAAAUCGUCCGAAACAAAUUCCACAAGUAAGGAGGCCCCAUAUGCAAAAGAUCAGUUAUCAAUGCCAGAAGUUCCAUCCCUCUCAGAUUUGGAGAACAAAGGGGCAAUUAUGCUUCUGAAGGAGGAUAUGGUGAGCCAAGUCUUUCGGGAUUAUCCAUACUUGUUUGCCCAUGUCGGCAACCUAACAGUGAACGACGUAGAAGACCUGCUAAAUAAUUACAAACAACUUGUUUUUAGGUAUGUUUGUCUUUCCAAAGGGUUGGGUGCUGCUCCCCUUCCUUUGUCCAAUUCAGAAAGUCAAAAACAGCACCAAGUUGAAAAUAUAAAAGAAGCUGGAGAUAGUAGUACUGUGGAACCAAACGACGAACCAAAAAAGCAUACUAGGACGGAUGAUGGUUCAAAUAAAGUCUCACUAUUAGAGGAGGAAAAUCUUGAAUCAAAGUGGCCGCAGGAUGAAGCAGUUGUAGCUCAAGGUGGGGGAAAUGAUGAGACUUCUCAAUGAUGUUUCUCCUAAAAGUGUGUUGAAUUUUCAAAAGGAUGGCAGUCGUCAGGCUAUCUCCUUCCUUCCCCUCUUCGUGUGCUUUCUUGUUGAAAGUACAGUGAAGAAAAUCCGGAAAGGGAAAUCUAGCAUAUGGGUUGAAACUGUCAUAGCAUAAGCCUCAAUCCUAGCAUGCAAUGACGUGUACUUGUAGCUACAUGUUUAAAGCCCUUGAUAUUGAUUU
Molecule: messenger RNA, 1760 nt
Organism: Alnus glutinosa
Lineage: Eukaryota; Viridiplantae; Streptophyta; Magnoliopsida; Fagales; Betulaceae
Product: vacuolar protein sorting-associated protein 9A-like
Exons: 5
Coding region: 116-1540 (474 amino acids)
Biological process (GO): vesicle-mediated transport
Cellular component (GO): endocytic vesicle; cytosol
Molecular function (GO): guanyl-nucleotide exchange factor activity; small GTPase binding
Source: RefSeq, a predicted model, not a curated record